Salvelinus fontinalis (brook trout) is the source of this 4227-nucleotide messenger RNA. Its product is annotated as FXYD domain-containing ion transport regulator 6-like. Gene Ontology annotation, biological process: regulation of sodium ion transmembrane transporter activity. The record is from RefSeq and is a predicted model, not a curated record. The transcript is spliced from 8 exons. Gene Ontology annotation, molecular function: sodium channel regulator activity. The coding region runs from base 577 to 921 and encodes 114 amino acids. Gene Ontology annotation, cellular component: membrane. NCBI's taxonomy places the organism in Eukaryota, Metazoa, Chordata, Actinopteri, Salmoniformes, Salmonidae.
AUUUUUCCUCCAGGUAACAAUUGUGUACAUUUCGACUGCUCCCUAAUGCCAAUCUCUCUCUCUCCAGUCUCCCAAUACUGAUGGUUUACCACAGACUACAUUGUAGUUUACAUCAAAAACACAUUCAGUGUAUAUUUGUAACUGGUUGGGUGCCCGAUUCAACGGACGGGAAGACGCGCGGAAAGCUACGGGUAGAUGGCUAGAUGCUCACGAACAUCAACAGGGGGUCGUGUGUGCGCAACACAGUCUCACAAUCAAUUCGUGUGAGGCUGGGCUGGUGUGUGAGGUAGAGAGAGUGAGAGAGAGACAGACAGACAUCAAGAGACCUUUUGUAAUCAAUAAGAACAGAAGAAACAUUGAGAUUCUCCAACAAAGAUAUUGGCAAACUAUUUUUACAUUCUAAGAGCGCGACACGAUCAAGAUCCUUCGUGGGACUGCAAUUGAACAGUGAGAAGGCACAAAUUAUACAAAUUGAAACAAUAAUUACGCUUUGCGAGAAGAAGCUGAUCCGUGUCGUGGAUUGGAUUGGGGUCAAUCAACUUGUAUCUCAACGUCAAGAUAAUAGAAAGAGUUACCAUGGAAACUGUUCUGUUCUUCCUCUUUUCGCUCCUGGUGUAUGUGGCUGCAGUCGCAGACCUAUGUGCCGAGGAUGGUGAAAAGGAGAAGAAAGAGGUGGACCCGUUUGUCUAUGACUAUCAUAGCCUGCGGAUCUGUGGACUGGUCUUUGGUGUGGUACUCUUCGCGCUGGGCAUCCUCCUCAUCCUCAGUAAGUCUUCAUACUUCAGCCGAAAAUGUCGCUGCUGUCCCAAUCAGGAGAAGAAGCUCAAGGCCCCUGGAGACGAAGAGGCGACGGCAGAGACCCUGAUCGUGUCCAAAGCUAAGGAGCCGGAGCCAGAGCCUGAAGCUAAGGCUGAGAACUGAGAAGGCCCAACCAGACUGCCUCCCCACCUGACUGACGUACAACCAUAUCUGCCACUGAACCACCAGUGGUGGAAAAAGUACACAAUUGUCAUACUUGAGUAAAUGUAAAGAUACCUUAAUAGAAAAUGACUCAAGUAAAAGUGAAAGUCACCCAGUAAAAUACUACUUGAGUAAAAGUCCAAAAGUAUUUGAUUUUAAAUAUACUUAAGUAUCAAAAGUAAAUGUAAUUUCAAAAAUAUAUCAAAAGUAUAAAUCAUUUCAAAUUCCUUAUAUUAGGCAAACCAGACGGCACAAUUUAUUUUAAUUUUUUUAAUUUUACGGAUAGUCAUGGGUACACUCCAACACUCAGACGUAAUUUACAAACAAAGCAUUUGUGUUUAGUGAGUCCGCCAGAUCAGAGGCAGUAGGGAUGACCAGGGAUGUUCUCUUGAUAAGUGUGAGAAUUGGACAAUUUUACUGUUCUGUUCAGCAUUCAAAAUGUAACGAGUACUUUUGGGUGUCAGGGAAAAUGUAUGGAGUAAAAAAUACAUUAUUUUCUUUCGCUGUAAAAGUUGUCAAAAAUAUAAAUAGUAAAGUACUUAAGUGGUACUUUAAAGUAUUUUUACUUAAGUACUUUACACCACUGUGAACCACUUCCUAAGGACCAACACAAUGAUGAUGCUGACGAUGACAAAGAUGAUGCAGAAGAAUGAAGAUGAUGCAACAGGAAGACUGUGCGACCACAGGACAAGGGGUAGGAGAGUGUAGAGGUGGGUGGGGGGAUAAUGCAGAUGUAAAUAAACCUCUAACCUAUUGUUCUGUGCUCUGUGCCCGUGUACGUGUCUCAGUGAUCUCGUGUGUACCUGUGCCUUUCUGCGACAGUCGGUCUCCAGUUUGUUGUCUUAGCCAGUGACACCUUUUUGCAGAUCGCCUUUACCACAGUUCUUAAUAAUUAGAGAUGUGUCAAGAAAUGUUGUUCUUGUUUGUGUUUAGCUUAUAUUCUGUGUUUCUAUCGUCUUUAGGUUUUAGAGGUUACUGUUUGCUAUAUUUUUCUGAGCUGUUAUUAUCACUUUCACUCUUGUAACAAUUGUCCUUAAUGACGUUUUUCACGUGGUAGAUGAUAUACAAUAUAUACACUACCGUUCAAAAGUUUGGGGUCACUUAGAAAUGUCCUUGUAUUUUAUAGAAAAGUGCAUUUUAUGUCCAUUAAAAUAACAUCAAAUUGAUCAGAAAUACAGUGUAGACAUUGUUAAUGUUGUGAAUGACUAUUGUAGCUGCAAACUGCACAUUUUUUAUUGAAUAUCUACAUAGGAGUGCAGAGGCCCAUUAUCAGCAACCAUCCCUCCUGUGUUCCAAUGGCACGUUGUGUUAGCUCAUCCAAGUUGAUCAUUUUAAAAGGCUAAUUGAUCAUUAGAAAACCCUUUUGAAAUUGUUAGCACAGCUGAAAACUGUUGUGCUAAUUUUAAAGAAGCAAUACAACUGGCCUUCUUUAACCUAGUUGAGUAUAUGGAGCUUCAGCAUUUGUGGGUUCGAUUACAGGCUCAAAAUGUCCAGAAAAAAAUAACUUUCUUCUGAAACUUGUCAGUCUAUUCUUGUUCUGAGAAAUGAAGACUAUUCAAUGUGAGAAAUUGCCAAGAAACUGAAGAUCUUAUACAACGCGGUGUACUACUCCCGUUACAGAACAGCACAAACUGGCUCUAACCAGAAUAGAAAGAGGUGUGGGAUGCCCCGGUGCACAACUGAGCAAGAGGACAAGUACAUUAGUGUCUAGUUUGAGAAACGGACGCCUCACAAGUCCUCAACUGGCAGCUAUAUUAAAUAGUACCCACAAAACACCUGUCUCAACGUCAACAGUGAAGAGGCGACUCCGGGAUGCUGGUCUUCUAAGCAGAGUUGCAAAGAAAAAGCCAAAUCUCAGACUGGCCAAUAAAAAGAAAAGAUUAAGAUGGACAAUAGAACACAGACACUGGACAGAAGAACUCUGCCUAGAAAGCCAGCAUCCUGGAGUCGUCUUUUCACUGUUGACGUUGAGACAGGUGUUUUGUGGGUACUAUUUAAUAAAGCUGCCAGUGAGACGUCUGUUUCUCAAACUAGACACUGUUUCUGGCCAUUUUGAGUCUGUAAUUGAACCCACAAAUGCUGAUUCUCCAGAUACUCAACUAGUCUAAAGAAGACCAGUUUUAACUUUUAACAGUUUUCAGCUGUGCUAACAUAAUUGCAAAAGGGUUUUCUAAUGAUCAUUUAGCCUUUUAAAAUGAUCAACUUGGAUUAGCUAACACAACAUGCCAUUGGAACACAGGAGUGAUGGUUGCUGAUAAUGUGCCCCUGUUGGUCUACGUAGAUAUUUCGUUAAAAAUCAGCCGUUUCCAGCUACAGUAGUCAUUUACAACAUUAACAAUGUCUACACUGUAUUUCUGAUGAAUUUGAUGUUAUUUUAAUGGACAAAAAAAUGGGCUUUAAUUUUAAAAAACAAGGACAUUUCUAAGUGACCCAAAACUUUUGAACUGUAGUGUACAAGCAUUAUAUACUAGUAUAAAUACCCUAUACACAGUAUACAGUUCUAGCUAUAUAUAUGUCAAUAUAUGUGUGCCUGUGUGGGUACAUGAGUUUGGGUGGUUUGCAUGUGUGUCUGAGAGGUUGUGUGUAUUUGGCUGUGUUGCGCCUUACACACGAGAAUCAAACUGCCACAGUUUGCUGACCAAGCACAAGAAUGCAUCAGAGUUAAAUAGGAGCUCACCAACAGUAGUCACUGUAGUGAAGUGAGCUCAUACAUCAGCUAUAUCACUGCCUUGUCCUAGACAACGGUCCAAUCUAGUGUCCUCUUCUGUCAUUGGCCGAGCCGGGCGAUACCGCCCUCAGAGGCAGGCUAUGAUUGGACGGUUCCCACACCCACACCAGUGCCGCAAAUCUGUGUCCCUCUUAUUGUUUAGUUGAGAAGUUACGGUAGCCGAUUGCAAAAUCAGUCUCAACCAAUGGUGUCUCUCUGUUUUGUAUUGUAUGAUGCGUUUAGUUAAUGAGAGAGCGGGCCUACGUGUGACUGAGAGUGUGUGUGGAUACUAAGUGUGCCAGAGUCAUAGUUUUAGCCGCCAAAUUAGGUGAAGGAAAUCAAAGGAAAAGAUCAUUUGCUCUGUAUCAGACAUCAGGUAAAGCGUAUGGUCACGCGGUCAGAUGCACGUAGUCUUGUGCAGAGUGUCAUUGAUACAAUCCCAAAAAAAACACACUGUCACGACCAUAAGUAACUAACUCUGUUCACUCUGUGCAUGAGGUUGUAUUGUAUAGCUGUAUUUUGUGCUUUUAACAUCGAAAUAAAGAGUCUAUCGCCAACAA